Molecule: messenger RNA, 222 nt
Organism: Pseudogymnoascus destructans
Lineage: Eukaryota; Fungi; Ascomycota; Leotiomycetes; Thelebolales; Thelebolaceae
Exons: 2
Source: RefSeq, a predicted model, not a curated record
AUGCCCAACCCGACAACCCCCCCCAACUUCGACAACAACGCAUUCAACACAACCAGCCCAUCCAGCCCAUCAUCAUACCUCGGCCGCAGCCCACCCAGCUUCAGAACCGGCUUUGUUGAUCCUAACUUCGACGUCGCACGUAUCGGUCCCUAUCUUGGCCCGGAGAUCGAAGCGGAACUACAAGCUGCGCGUGACGCGAGAGCAUGGAGGAUUGAACAAGGU